GAGCUCUUGUACAUAAUUUCUGGAUACACUCAAAUCCCCGACAACACUCUCCGCACGCCUCCGCCUAGUAAUUUCUUAGGAGAUCCACCCAAUGCGCUUACGUUAGUCCCAUCAUGACCAGCGACACCCCAUCCGAACCCCCUACCACCGAGUCCAAACCCACCGAGGAACCGAACAAGGCCAAGGAGGAGGUCGAAUACGAUGAUUUUGGGCUGCCUGUGAGAAAGCGACGGCCGAGGACGCCGGUCGUCGACUCGAGUGACGAUGAGGGAGAAUUCAAAGACGCAGUGACGGAGAAGGAGCGGGCAUCAGGAUUGGAGACAGAAAGCUCGAGUGCGGGGAAAGUGCAGGAAAAUGCACCAGACAAGGCCGAGGUGAAGGAGAAGGGGGCUAUACAGUCACAGGUCAACGGGAAUGUGGAGAAGUCAAUUGGGACCGGGCAGAAGGAGGACAGCGCUGGUGUGGCCGUUGAAGACGUUCAAGAUGCUUUGGCAACCAGCCAACAUCCGAAUAUUGCAACAGAUGGCGACAAGAUCUUGGAUGAAAAGCGAAAUGCUUCAGAGAACAACAAGCAACCUGAGCAUGUGGAGGAACAUAACCAGGUCGAGAAGCCGGUGAACACAGAGCAAGACGCACCAAGGAACAGCGUACAGGUUGAAGUCUCAGAACACAAGCACACGGCGUCGAUUGCUUCACAAAAGCCCGUUAUAAACGAAUACUCGCACCAACAAUUAGUCGCUGAACCACAUCCUGAAGAAGUGGAUAACAAGAUUGACGACGACGAGUGGCAGACAAUGCCAGCAUAUGCCCAUUACGACAUAUACGACGAUGAUAAUCGCCUCAUUGCAAAAGAGAAUCCAGACGAACUCGAGGACAUGAGCGGCUAUGCAAACGUUGGAGGCGCUGCGAAAGGCUACACCAGGGUCAUCAUGGACGACGAUGCCGACUCACAGACCAGCAUGGACGACAACACAGCAUAUCUCUUCAAGGAAAAGAGUACAGCGCUGAACGACGAAGACGAAGCAUCACGCGAUCCACUUACGCAGAUGCAGACUACCAAGAAUCUUCUCACAGAGGGACAACGAGUAGCAUAUGUUGGCUUGGUUCGGCUAGCUAUGAUCGAAAUGGAGAGGAAACUUACCAGAAUCGAGCGCAGCAAGGGCAACAAAAAGGCACUGGACAUGCAGCUGGAAACAACCAGGAUGUGGGCUCAGAAGAUCAUGGUUAGGUUGUACGGACAUAUGGAUAUCAACGCUUCUGAACAAAUCAUGAUUGAGCAGUUGUCGGAACAUGGCGUGGUGCCAGCAGAUCUCACCCCAGCGCUGAUGCAAAAUGCUCGAGUGAAAAAUCCCGCUGCGGAAGAGGCGGACUUGCCAAAGGACCAGGAUUCUGCGAGGCCAUCUGUCUCAUCUCCGCGCGCUGAUACCUCAGACGCGACACUCGAAUCUUCGUCGACCUCGAGUCUAAACGAUCCGUUACGAUCACCACCUCCGCCUUACGAUGAGCAUCAAGAAAAAGACUACAACUAUCCGGAGGUAAAGAGACCAUCGCAGCUCCCAGACAGCAAGAACCUCGACAUUGAUCUCCGUUGGACUGUCUUGUGCGACCUGUUCCUAGUUCUCAUCGCCGACUCUGUCUACGAUUCGCGUUCAAGAGAGCUCUUCGAACUGGUCGGGAAGUUCCUCAGCGUCGACUGGCUAGAAAUCUGCCGCUUCGAGAAACGUGUAACAGACGCACUGGAGAUGCAGGAACAAGCAGACAAAGAGAACUGGAAUGAAGACGAGCACAUGCAAAAUCGAGCAAAGCGAUCGCGCAACAAGCGAUUGGCGUUCAUGGGUCUUGCGACUGUUGGUGGUGGACUGGUCAUUGGCUUGUCCGCGGGCUUACUGGCUCCUCUCAUCGGAGCUGGUCUUGCUGCAGGCUUCACAACUAUUGGUGUGGCGGGGACGAGCAGUUUCCUUGCGGGCGCUGGAGGCGCUGCCAUCAUCACUUCGACGGGUGUUGUGACUGGUAGUACGGUCGGUGUCCGAGCUGCGAACAGACGAACGGGUGCUGUCAAAACGUUCGAGUACCGACCGCUUCAUAAUAAUAAGAGGACUCAUCUCAUCAUCACCUUGGCGGGAUGGAUGAACGGUAAAGUGGACGACGUCCGAUUGCCGUACAGUACUGUGGAUCCCGUCAUGGGCGACAUCUAUUCGGUUCUUUGGGAGCCUGAAAUGCUCAGGAGUAUGGGUGCUACCAUAAACAUUCUUGCUACCGAAGCUCUCACACAAGGUCUCCAACAAGUGCUAGGCAGCACAAUUCUGGCAACACUCAUGGCCGCGAUGACGCUCCCUCUCGCUUUGACGAAGCUUUCCUACCUCAUCGAUAACCCUUGGGUCGUCUCGCAAGCUCGAGCAGAUAUGGCUGGACUUAUCCUUGCAGAUUCACUUGCUGAUCGCAACCUAGGGACAAGGCCUGUAACCCUCGUUGGCUUUUCGUUGGGCGCCAGGGUCAUCUUCUCGUGCCUCAAGGAGUUGGCUAAACGUGGAGCUUAUGGCCUGGUACAGAAUGUGUACAUGUUUGGCACACCUGUUGUUGCGAAUUAUGAUGAGUAUGUCAAAGCGAGGGCUGUCAUUCCUGGAAGAUUUGUCAACGGCUAUGCCACCAACGACUGGAUUCUGGGCUACCUCUUCCGCGCUACUAGCGGCGGCGUAAUGCAAGUCGCGGGUCUCGCGCCCGUCCAAAUCCCCACCAUCGAAAACAUCAACGUCACCGAACUUGUCCCAGGUCAUAUGGCCUACCGUGCGGCGAUGCCCAAACUCCUCCGCGAAGCUGGGUGGGUCGUGGAAAGCGACGAGUUUACCGAAAUUGAGGACCCCGAUCCAGAGGACCACGAAAAACGACAACGUGAACUCAUCAACGAAAUCGAAGAAGCGCGCAAGGAACUUGAGAAGAAGGCUGCGGAAAAGGAAAAGAAAGGCGGGAAAUUGAGUUGGUGGCGUAAGAAGAAGGGUGAUAAGAAGGAGUGGGAAGUCUACGAUGAACACAGUCAGAAGAGGGAUGUGAUUGACCGAGACGCGGAUCCGGCAACCAUUGCGCAGAGCCCGAUCAUGUUCGACAUCGACGCGAUUAGAAAGGAGGUUGCUGCUCUCGCUGCGGAGGGCGAUGCGAAAACACAGGGUAAGGAGCCGGAGCAGGAAUUUGAGAUCAAAGAGAUCAAGUCCACACUGCCGCCCAUGAAGAUCAACAUCAGCACUUCAACCUCCAACCAAGCCCCACACCCCAACCUCAGGGAGACCAAGAGCUUCAACGAUAGUCUGGGCUCGGCAGGCACCACGGCAGGGCCGCCUACCAACAACGGCACACACUUGACUCCGAACGGCCAAAGGAAACAGAGCUUCGACGAGUACGAUGAAUACGACGACCCCGACGCGGCGAAUAUGACCAUGACGUUCGACUCCUCGUUCAAGGAUCCAUCGACGUCUCACAAUCCCUCCUGGGACCGUCCCGCGCCUAGCAAAAACGCAUGGGACACGCAACCGUCGUGGCACGAUGACGCGCCGCCCGCAGAACGUCCGCCGCUCCGCUCAGCAAACACCAUGCCGUUGUCAGGGAGCAUGCAACCUGGUGCAAGUAGUGCGAGUGCAAGUGCGGGUGCGAGUGGCAAUCCAGGGUACAACGCCUGGGCAGAUGAAUUCGACGACGAUUUUGGCACGGAGAAGGAGGUGCAGAUGAGUUUUAUGUAACCCUGUGAUUGGUAAUAGUGGGUUCUUUUGCUGGCGUUAGCUGCUGCUGCUGUUGUUGGCUUGUGUGGGGUCGCAUAGAUGCGUUUUCAGCGUUGCAUUUUCUGGGGUUUCAUGCUUGGGCAUUGGAAUUGUGCUUCUGAGUGGAUAUGGCGAUGACUGUGAGAGUGGUAGUUUAGGAUAGCUGAAACAUUAAUAUGGACUUGGUCUUGGCUGG
Messenger RNA from Dothidotthia symphoricarpi CBS 119687, 3942 nucleotides. RefSeq names its product DUF726-domain-containing protein. Lineage: Eukaryota; Fungi; Ascomycota; Dothideomycetes; Pleosporales; Dothidotthiaceae. Bases 114 to 3728 code for a protein of 1204 amino acids. The record is from RefSeq and is a predicted model, not a curated record. The transcript is spliced from 3 exons.